Molecule: messenger RNA, 528 nt
Organism: Thlaspi arvense
Lineage: Eukaryota; Viridiplantae; Streptophyta; Magnoliopsida; Brassicales; Brassicaceae
Source: the annotation of a GenBank genome assembly
AUGUCGAUGAAUCCAAAACCCAGUUCUAAAUUCCCAAUCUUCACCUUCCUCCUCCUGUUACUCCUCAGUUCCCUAAUCAUCUCUGCUUAUUCAUCAUCCGACGCCAGUGUCGAAGCAAACGAACCCGGAUCCGAUGAAGAAUCCGACGAUCUGGAACAGCUCAUAGCCGUAGACGAGCAAUUGCAAGAAGAUCGGCCUGAGCAACAAUCGGAAGCCGAAACAGUGAGCAAGGCGCAGAGGAUCGUGCUUGAACUCAGUGGCGACAACACGAAGCGGGUCAUCGAUGGAAACGAGUUCGUGAUGGUUCUAGGUUACGCUCCUUGGUGCGCGAGGAGCGCGGAUUUGAUGCCGCGAUUUGCGGAGGCUGCGACGGCGUUGAAGGAGAUCGGUAGCCCGAUUCUGAUGGCUAAGAUCGACGGCGAUAGGUACUCGAAGGUCGCGUCGGAGCUCGAAAUCAAGGGUUUCCCUACGCUUAUUCUCUUCGUUAAGGGCACUUCUCAGCCUUAUACCGGUGGAUUUUCCGCGUAA